Molecule: messenger RNA, 1559 nt
Organism: Salpingoeca rosetta
Lineage: Eukaryota; Choanoflagellata; Craspedida; Salpingoecidae
Exons: 14
Coding region: 599-1099 (166 amino acids)
Source: RefSeq, a predicted model, not a curated record
CUGCUUUCCAACCAACCAACCAAUCCACUUGCCGUUGCUUGCUUCAUUCUUCUUCUGCGCAGCAGCUGUGUGUGUGCGUGGUGCUGGUGGUGGGAAUGGUGAUGGUGAUCAUGGUCGUCGUCGCUGCUGACAGGCAGGGAGGGUGUGCGCACCGUCUCUCUCCCCUUCUCUCCCCUUCCUUCCUUCCAUCCAUCCUUCCAUCGUUGUCCAUUUUCUUCUCCUGUGAUGAACCACGCACAACCAACCAGCCAACCAACCAAUGACCACAUGAAUGACCCAUCCAUCGACAGAACAACUGCCAUCAGCCACCGUCAUGCAGCGGCCACCUUGAGAAUGGAUCAUGCAGCCUCUUCACCAAUGGAUGUAUUCCAUCAUCAUCAUCAGCAGCAGCAGCAGCAGCAGGUGCUGGCUGAUGCGUGAGGCAGUGGGCAACUCCCACCAACCAACCAACAAAUGACUACAUGCUGACGGAUGACAGGUGAUCGAACCACUGCAUCACCCAGACAGACGGCCCUUGAAUUAGCAGCUGUCACCCCCACCUCCUCCUGCACCAACCACCACUGCUCUGGUGGGAUGAACAGACGGGCGCUGCCAUGUGAUGACCAUCCAGCCACGCUGUAUGCGGCUGUGGAAACAGCAACACCAACACACACCACACCACAAACAAGCAAGCGAUGAGCAACCUGCUGGCGGAAGCUGGCUGUUUGCUGCUGGGAACAGGUGGCGACAGCACAAGUUGCACUUUCGGCGGGAAGCAGCAGCAGCAGCAGAGGCGAUGCGCACGCACAAGCAGCAGGAUGAGGGAAAUGUCGAGAAGACUUGCCACGCGUGCCAGGGGCGACUGCCUGAGGAUCGUUGGAGGAUGAUGGGCGGUGCACACAUGAUAGAUUGGGAGGAGCAGCUGUGGACACACACGUCCAUGGUCAUGGUGGGCACAUCCAACCACAGCGACGCAGUCAUCUCCUCUGUCACCGCCAUCACCACCGUCACCAUCAUCGCCAUCGACUGCAUAGCCGACAUCACACUCCGGCUGACACCAGCUCCAAUCUGGCGUGAGGAACACAUUGCACAUGUCACUCGCUCUCAUGAAGAGCGUUGAGGAGGCGCAUGAAGCGGUGGAACCAACGACGAUGACGAUGACGAGUGAUGCAGUGCCAUGCAUCCUGUCUCCGUCCAACCAACCAGCCAAGCAGCCGAGCGAGCGAGCAAAUGGACACGGCGUGGCAAGGGGCCGUUUGUUUUCACCGUUUCCACCACCAGCAGCAACAACAGCUGAUGUGUGGCUGUAUUUUGGAUGAACUGGCCUUCCGUCUCUUGUCCAUCUCCAUCUUCUCCCUCGUCGUUGUCGUCAUUGGUCACCAACAGCAGCGGCUGCGGCCGUGGAUGUGGAGGGUGUGAUGUGCGUCGAUGUGCUGUUGCCUCGCAUGACGACGACGAUGAUGGUGGACGAUGGCCGUUCUCUUCCCAAGUCCUCAUGACAUGAGCAGGGCGAUACACGCACACACACAACCGUGCGAGAAAAGAAGGCACAAGGCGGACGUUGUGCGGGUUUCCCCGAC